This is a messenger RNA of Condylura cristata (star-nosed mole), 777 nucleotides long. RefSeq names its product limb development membrane protein 1 (gene LMBR1). Gene Ontology annotation, biological process: signal transduction. The transcript is spliced from 4 exons. Gene Ontology annotation, molecular function: transmembrane signaling receptor activity. The annotation marks the transcript as partial. The record is from RefSeq and is a predicted model, not a curated record. Lineage: Eukaryota; Metazoa; Chordata; Mammalia; Eulipotyphla; Talpidae.
CCCGACCGCCGGGCCCGCUCCCCGUCCGCCCUGACCCCCCGGGCCCGCUCCCCGUCCGCCCAGCAUGCUUUGUGGUUUCUCCUGCAGAUCAUCGGGAACUGCGUGUCCAUCUUGGUCCUGAGCUCGGCGCUGCCUGUGAUGUCCAGGACGCUGGGCAUCACCAGAUUCGACCUGCUCGGAGACUUCGGGAGGUUUAACUGGCUGGGGAAUUUCUACAUCGUCCUGUCCUACAACCUGCUGUUCGCCACCGUGACGACGCUGUGCCUGGUCCGCAAGUUCACCUCCGCCGUGCGGGAGGUUCCGGUCACUCUGGAGCCUCCCAGGUUCCGGCCACUGGAGACCCCUGAGAUUCCGGCCACUGGAGCCCCCCUAGGUUCUGGCCACUGGAGACCCCGAGGUUCCGGUUACUCUGGAGCCCCCCAGGUUCCAGCCACUGGAGACCCCGAGGUUCUGGUCACUCUGGAGCCCCCCGAGGUUCAGGUCACUCUGGAGCCCCCUGAGGUUCUGGCCACUGGAGACCCCGAGGUUCCGGUUACUCUGGAGCCCCCCAGGUUCCGGCCACUGGAGCCCCCCGAGGUUCCGGUCACUCUGGAGCCCCCCGAGGUUCAGGUCACUCUGGAGCCCCCUGAGGUUCCGGCCACUGGAGCCCCCCGAGGUUCCGGUUACUCUGGAGCCCCGAGGUUAGAGUCGGGCUGUCACCCGGAGCCCGUCACCCUCCUGAAGUCCCAUCGCCGCGCCGUCUGCCAUCCAGAAGCUCCCGCUCCAGCGCCGCUCUGA